ACAUUUUGGUCUUUGUCCGCGGGUCAGUCCGGCCCCUGGGUCCACGUGGCGCUAAAGUAGGAGGGCCGCUUCCUGGUGCAUCUCUGGAAACUGCACCUUCCUCCUUCUUCAGAAGGCCCCAGGGCUCAGCCUGAGUUCCAGGAUGGUACUUUGGCUCCAGCAUUAGUAUUUUAGAGCCGUGUCAUUUCCCCGAUAGCAGGUUAUAAACUGAACAAGCUGUAUGUGAUCCUCUUUUGGAGCAAGAAGACGAACUCUGGAUGGUGGAGAAGUGGAAAGGAAAUUUGUCCAGAAGAAGCCUGAGAAGAUGAUGAGCAGAUAAGAGAGGCAAGAAGACUUGGGAGGCAAGUUGCAUCCAUCUCCAGUAAAGUACAGACUGAGGAAAAAAAGCAGUGAAUAUAAGAAAUUGGAAAAAUACUUCCUCUGAUCUCAGACCUUAUAUCUUUUAAGGCAACACCUUUUUCAACUUCCCUAGAAAGAGUUUGAAACACAAUUUAGAUUUAAUCACGAGGAAAGUUGUGUAGGAGAGAAUCAUCAACUUAAUUAGUUUGGAAAUCCUGCCACAGCUUACUCCUUAUGGUAAUAACCCCCUUUAAGUGUAAAGCAGUGUGGAAAUGCCUUCAGUUAAAAAAAUUUGAACCCUCUCUGGUACCAGAGCAUUCAUACUGGAGAGAAACCCUAUGAAUAUACUGAAUGUGGGAAAACUUUUACUCACAUGUCAUGCUUCAUUAAAUGUGGAAGUCUGGCUGGAAAGAAACCCUGUGCUUCUGAGGAGUAUUGAAAAGCCUUUAGCUAGAUGACAAAUCUCAUUGAGCAGAAGAAAAUUCAUACGGGAGAGAAACCAGUGAAAGUAACAAAACUGCAUUGAGUAUUAGAAAAUUUAUACUUGGAGAGAAAGUUUGGAAUGUACUGUGUAUGAUAAAGUUUUCUCUCAAACCUUAUUUCUUACUCUACAUUUGAAAACAUCCUACACAGAGAAGUCCUACAAAUGUAAGAAAUGUGGAAACACCUUCAGGCUAAAAUAAAUCCUCAUUCAUCAAAAAAUUCAUACUGGAGAGAAACCUUGUGAAUGUGGGAAAGCUUCCAUUCAGAUGUCACACCUCAGUCAGCAGAGAAUUUGCAGUGGGGAAAACCCCUUUGCCUGUAAGGUAUGUGGGAAGGUCUUCAGCCACAAAUCAAAUCUCACAGAGCAUGAGCAUUUUCAUAAUAGAGAGAAACCAUUUGAAUGUAAUGAAUGUGGAAAAGCCUUCAGCCAAAAGCAGUAUGUCAUUAAACAUCAGAACACUCAUACUGGAGAGAAGCUCUUUGAAUGUAAUGAAUGUGGAAAAUCCUUCAGCCAGAAGGAAAACCUCCUCACCCAUCAGAAAAUUCACACUGGAGAGAAACCUUUUGAGUGUAAGGAUUGUGGGAAAGCUUUCAUUCAGAAGUCAAACCUCAUCAGACACCAGAGAACCCACACAGGAGAGAAGCCCUUUGUAUGUAAGGAGUGUGGGAAAACCUUCAGUGGCAAAUCAAAUCUUACUGAGCAUGAGAAAAUUCAUAUUGGAGAGAAACCAUUUAAAUGUAGUGAAUGUGGAACAGCUUUUGGCCAGAAGAAGUACCUCAUAAAACAUCAAAACAUUCACACUGGAGAGAAACCCUAUGAAUGUAAUGAAUGUGGAAAAGCCUUCUCUCAACGAACAUCACUUAUUGUACAUGUGAGAAUUCAUUCAGGUGAUAAACCUUAUGAAUGCAAUGUAUGUGGAAAAGCCUUCUCUCAAAGUUCGUCUCUUACUGUGCAUGUGAGAAGCCAUACAGGGGAGAAGCCCUAUGGUUGUAAUGAAUGUGGGAAAGCUUUCUCUCAGUUCUCAACCCUUGCUCUGCAUUUGAGAAUACACACAGGUAAGAAGCCUUAUCAAUGUAGUGAAUGUGGAAAGGCUUUCAGCCAGAAGUCACACCACAUUAGACAUCAGAAAAUUCAUACUCAUUAAAAACCCUGUGAAUACCUUGAAAAUUGGAAAGCAUUCAUCAGGAAUUUACACCUCAUAGCACAUCAGAAAUAAUCAUUGUGAAGGAACACAUCACAGUGAGGGAAACGAAAGCUAAAAACUUACGGGACACCAUGCUGAAGAGAAGGACAUUUGUAUGAUAAAAAUUCUGUGCCCAACAACAAAAAACUUAUGGCAACGGUAAUGCUGAAACUUUAGACGCAUUUCCACUAAAAUUGGGAAUGAAAAAUAUGCUUGUUAUCGUUGCUAUCUGCAUAGAUCUGGAGAUCUUCACCAAUGUAAUAAGAAAAAUAAGUUGUAAGUAUUAGAAAGGAAGAGACUUUUAUAAUAUUGAUUUAGCAGGAUAGAAGAAAUUCUGGAAACACCUAUGCAUUUAUUAAAAUUUAGAAUAUGAUAGAAAUGGCAUCAGGAGGUGAGAAGAUAAGGGGACUAUUUAAAAAAUGAUUUGGAGGUAAUUUGUUCUCCAAGGAAAAAGAAAUAGACCAUGAACUAUACACAAAGGUAAGAUCUAAGGGGAUUAAAAGCAGGAGUAUGAAAAAGCUAUGUUUACUAAAAUUGUUAUGACCUUGGGACUAGGGAAACAUUCCUUAUAACAAAUUCAAAAAUACCUAGCAGUUCUACUCUGAGUUUGUAUGCUCAGGAAAUAUGUACCAGGCUGUAUAUACUGUGGCAUGAUUUGUAGUAGCCAUAAAUUGGAAACAACUUAAAUGCCCAUCAGGAACAAAAUGGAAAAUACUUAUGAUGGAAUACUGUAUAUCUGUAAAAUGUAACAAGAGAUCUACAUGUAUUGCAGAGAAAGAUCUCAAAAAUCUAGUUCAGGAGGAAAAAUGUUGCAGAAUGACACAUAAUACGAUGACAUUUUUGUAAAUUUGAAUUAAAACUUCUUCACAAAAUUCAGUACUAUAUAUUGGUAAUGGAUGCAUAAUAUGUAUGUAUGUUUUUUAAAUGUUUUUGAAAUGGAUUGGAAGGAUACAGACCCAACUCUUGAUAGUGGUUGCCUGUGAAGAGUGGAGAAGGGAAGGGGAUGAGUGUGGGAGGGAUGGGGUAGGGAUUGGUUAAAGGGGACUUCAAUUUUAUAUAUAAACAUUCAUUUCUCUUAAAAACAAAAGACUGCAAGUAAAUAUAUCAAAAUGUUGGAGAAUUCUGGAUUAUAGUAUAUGGAUAUCUUGUCUUAUUUUUUGUACUUUUCUGUAUUUUUAAAUUUUCUCAAAAUUAAUAAGAAUGGGGGUGAGGAUGGGGACACUGUACCUGUAGAAAUCAUGUUCUAAUGGAUUCAUGCCCAAUCAAAUACUAAACUUUUUAUAGAAAAUAUUUCUAAAAUUUUAUCAAUGAUGAGUGAAUGGACUUGCUCUCUAUGUAAUAUGAAAUUAUCUAUUUUAUUAAAAUUAAAAAUGACAGCAUAA
Diceros bicornis minor is the source of this 3388-nucleotide messenger RNA. It is a transcript of the gene ZNF146, whose product is annotated as zinc finger protein 146. NCBI's taxonomy places the organism in Eukaryota, Metazoa, Chordata, Mammalia, Perissodactyla, Rhinocerotidae. The record is from RefSeq and is a predicted model, not a curated record. Gene Ontology annotation, biological process: regulation of transcription by RNA polymerase II. Gene Ontology annotation, molecular function: DNA-binding transcription factor activity, RNA polymerase II-specific; RNA polymerase II cis-regulatory region sequence-specific DNA binding. The coding region runs from base 1089 to 1967 and encodes 292 amino acids. The transcript is spliced from 3 exons.